CGAGAAUUAGGACACAUCACGGAGAAAUACUAAAAACCGUUACACCAAGUCAGUCAAGAGAAUUGAGACAAACCACGGAUAAAGACUGACUCCAGGCGAGAUGUCCUUACACCCAGCACACGGCGUUCUCUUGACCUUCGUCUUUCUGUUGUUGACCAUACCUCUGGCCUCCUCGUAUUACUUUGUAUCCGAGUACAGACACAGAUGGAGAGGAGGUCUGAAUCAGUGUGAGCUGAAAGGGAUGAAAUACCUUGACGCCCGGUCCCCAAGGGCUGCUGAGAAAGCAAGUCGGUACUUGGGAAUAUUCAAGACUUGGCAGUACUGGUCAAGUCUGCAAUACGACAAUAGGACAGCGUCCUUUCUGUGGGAGGGAUCCAGAGAGACAGUCGACGUUUAUGAACUUCAGUGGGAGAGGGGAGAGCCAGAUCUCUCCUCCAACUACGAGUGUGCCACCUUCACACUUGAGGAAAAUAAUGCGGUGUUCAAAAUGGCAAACUGUUCACACUCCAAGUCUGUCGCUUGUGAGGGGGACGAACUACAGACCCCUGACAGAUUUCGCAGUUUUUCCAAAGGAAAGAGCCAGAAGGAGUUCUGUGAACCAAAUCAUGCAGGCACUCCGGUGUGCACCUUUUACCAGGACCAUGGCUGGGAGAUCCAGCUCCUGAAAGUGGAGCCAGCUGAGGCAGAGGAGGACUGUGCUCUCCGGUGUAUGGGGAUGUCGGAGUGUGUCCAUUUCACCUACAUCCGGAAAUCCGCCAUGGUCGGAACAUGUCUCAUCCACAGGAAACCGUCCGAACCAGUGUGGUCUCAAUAAUCCGUCACUCUCGUUUGACCAAUCCAUAUGUUAAACCUGCUGAAUGCAUGGCCCCCUUUGUCUUAGGUUUCGUGGAAGCAAGGUGCACAUUGUGAAUCAUUUCAGAAUACGUUAUUCGAGGAUGUAAUUUUAGAUUUAUUUCUAGAUCCUUAAAUGUUCCAUUUUAUGUAAGCUUUCCGUUUAUGCAAUAUUUCGAGGUCCAGCUGUCUCUAUAUGGUCAAGCAACUUCAACAUCGUUCCGAUACUAAGUCUGCAUCAACAGAUAUCCAUUCUCUAUAUCCAUACUUGGUCAUACCAACAUGGACACUGGUAACAUCACCGUACACACUUAGAACUACACAGAGGUAACGACAAGCAUGUAGUUGUCACAGUAUAUUAAUGACAAGCAUGUUGUUUUCACAAUAUGUUCUACUUGGGUGUUCUCUUGUAAUAGGCGCAUUAUUCAUUGUUAAUUAUUUGUACUU
Molecule: messenger RNA, 1278 nt
Organism: Haliotis rubra (blacklip abalone)
Lineage: Eukaryota; Metazoa; Mollusca; Gastropoda; Lepetellida; Haliotidae
Exons: 5
Coding region: 101-814 (237 amino acids)
Source: RefSeq, a predicted model, not a curated record